UGCAGAUAGGAUUCCCGGCAUUGUUUGCUGGAACUCAUUCUUUUUGUUUAGUUUAGAGGGAAUUGCUUUGUUCUCUUUUAGAUCUUUUCAGAUAGAGAGAGAGGAUAGAUUCAGUAGCAGGAGUUUGGAUUUGUUAGUGGCUAGACUUGGUCCUGCGUCCACUAUAUAUCCCGUUCUUCAACUAGCUAGAAAACAAAUGAAUGCCAUGUUGAUGCUUCAUGGUUAGAUUAUUUCUUGACCGAUCGUUGUCUUGCCCUGCCCUUGCCCUUGCCCUUACCCUUGCCUAAGAUUCUUUUGCAACUACGUUAGAAUCCGGCAACAUCAAAACACAAAAGAAAUGAAGUCCAUGAACAAUGAUGAUGAUAACAAUAACCAUAAUGCAAAUUGGUUAGGCUUCUCUUUGUCCCCUCAAAUGAAAAUGGAGGUUCCAUCAGGUGCUGGUCACCAUCACCAAACACAGCCUCCCUCUGCAGCUAUUCCUACUGCAAUCCCAACAGGUUUUUUCCACUCCCAAUUACCACAACUCAACUAUGGCAUUUACUAUGGCGUUGAUGAUCAGGGUGAACAUGGAGGGUUCUACUCUCCUUUGCCUGUUCUGCCACUCAAGUCUGAUGGCUCACUUUGUAUGAUGGACGCUCUCACAAGGACACAGCCUCAAGCAACAAUGGUAACUACUUCAACACCAAAACUAGAGGACUUCUUUGGUGGUGCAACUAUGGGGACCCAUCACUAUGAAAGCAAUGAUAGAGAAGCUAUGGCUCUUAGCUUAGACAGUAGUCCUAGUAUGUAUUAUCACCAAGACCCAGAUCAUGAGCCCAAUAACCAAAAUUGUCUAAACCAUCUUCAACAAAACCCCAGACAGCAGCAGCAUCAACACAUCCAGGUUCAGCACUACCCAUGUUACUCUAACUUUAGGAACAACGAGAUGUUAGUAGGAGAGGAUGCUAAACAAAUGGCUCAGGCGUCAGAUUGCAGCCUUAAGCUUCCAAACAUGGGAGAUGAUGGGAUAACUGGCAUGAAGAAUUGGGUUUCGAGAAACUAUCAAGGUAACCAUGCCAUGGAGCAGAAGAUGCUUAGAUGCAUGGUAGAAAAUGGAGGUGAAUCUGGGCCAAAUAUUAGCGCAAUGGCAUAUGGGGAUUUGCAGUGUUUGAGCUUGUCAAUGAGCCCUGGCUCCCAGUCAAGCUGUGUUACUGGUUCUCUGCAAGUCUCACCUUCUGUGAAUGACUGUGCAGCCAUGGAAACCAAGAAAAGAGGACCUGGAAAGGUGGAUCAGAAGCAAAUUGUUCAUAGGAAGUCCAUUGAUACAUUUGGGCAAAGAACUUCUCAAUAUAGAGGUGUUACAAGGCAUAGAUGGACUGGGAGAUAUGAAGCUCAUUUAUGGGACAACAGUUGCAAGAAAGAAGGUCAAAGCAGGAAAGGAAGACAAGUUUAUCUGGGGGGUUAUGAUAUGGAAGAAAAAGCUGCAAGAGCUUAUGAUCUAGCUGCACUCAAGUAUUGGGGACCCUCUACUCAUAUCAAUUUUCCUCUGGAAAAUUAUCAAAAUGAAAUUGAAGAAAUGAAGAACAUGACUAGGCAGGAGUAUGUUGCUCAUUUGAGAAGGAAGAGCAGUGGAUUCUCUAGGGGAGCUUCAAUGUACAGAGGAGUUACAAGACACCAUCAACAUGGAAGAUGGCAAGCUCGGAUUGGAAGGGUUGCCGGAAAUAAGGACCUUUAUCUAGGAACAUUCAGCACCCAAGAGGAAGCAGCUGAAGCCUAUGAUGUUGCUGCUAUAAAAUUUCGUGGAGUUAAUGCUGUGACCAACUUUGUCAUAACAAGAUAUGAUGUGGAACGAAUCAUGGCUAGCAGUACACUUCUAGCUGGGGAACUAGCCAGGCGAAACAAGGACAUAGGACCUUGUGAUGAUGCUUCUACGAAUCACAGUAUUCCUUCUACUCAUAACAGCAAUGGGGAAUCCCUGCCCUCACAGAACAGUGAAAACGAGUCAGACUGGAAAAUGGUUCUCUAUCAAUCAUCACAACAGCAACUGGAUCACAAAGCCUCAAAUGUUAUGGAUAAUUACAAAACUCAGGCUUUCUUAUUGUCCCCUGAAAAUGUAAUUGGAAUUGAUUGCAUGAGCUCAGUUCACCAGCACGAGUUCGAAGACUCAUCCAAGAUGGGAGCUCACAUGUCAAAUGCUUCUUCAUUGGUGACCAGUUUAAGUAGCUCUAGAGAAGGAAGCCCUGAUAGAGCAAGCCUGCCAAUGCUCUUCGGAAUGCCGCCCUCAGCAGCAUCCAAGUUGUUCACGAGUCCAAAUGGUGAUGUCAACUCUUGGAUCCCAUCAGCAGCAGCAGCCCAAUUGAGGCCUGCAGUAUCAUCCUUGCCUCACGCCCCAGUAUUUGCUGCUUGGACAGAUGCGUAGGACUUGCGAUGCAAAGGGUUUUUUUGCAAACAGGUUUCCAAAGAAAGAGAUUGGUUUUUAUUUGGGUUUUCUUUUAGUUAAAUUAAACGACACUUGGGUGCAUGGGACCUUUGUUCACGAACAAGAGCUUCAAAUAUUCAAACUCUUCCUUUUCUUGACCUUAAUGGUGGAGGGAAGCUUUUAAAAACAAUAUGAUUGGAGUCUAUGGAAUGAUUUGUGCAA
This is a messenger RNA of Populus nigra (black poplar), 2620 nucleotides long. RefSeq names its product AP2-like ethylene-responsive transcription factor ANT. Gene Ontology annotation, biological process: regulation of DNA-templated transcription. Bases 338 to 2398 code for a protein of 686 amino acids. Lineage: Eukaryota; Viridiplantae; Streptophyta; Magnoliopsida; Malpighiales; Salicaceae. Gene Ontology annotation, molecular function: DNA binding; DNA-binding transcription factor activity. The record is from RefSeq and is a predicted model, not a curated record. The transcript has 9 exons.